AUGAAAAGAGUUAGAGAUAGAUUUGAGGUGGAAGAAUUUCUUCCCUUGGCAAAGCACAAAGUCAAACAGAAAAGCAUUAAACUAAUUGACCUACCAGAAGACGUAUUUGAUGUCAUUUGCUUUUAUGUCCCGUUUGAGGAUCUUCUAAACUUAUCUAUUACCAACCACAGAUACAGACACUAUUUGAAGCCAAGGAUUUUCAAAAAUGUAAAGACCUUCUGGUGGGUAAUCAUACGUGACGGUGGGUUCAGAUACGGUUUUUUACAUGAGCAUAAACAUUAUAUUCAACAACUUCAUAUACUUGAUGCGUAUACAUAUGGCGAAUGGAAUAGGGAUAUUUUCACAGCUCAGAUUGGAUUACUUCCCAAUCUACGUCAUUUGAAAAUUAAUACAUUGAACUCAUCUUGUUGGAUGAAACAUAGAUCUAAUGAUUAUAUUGAAGAAUUAUCAGUUUACAGUAACGCUGAUGCGAUAGACUCACAAUUGAAACUAAACUAUUUUGAAUGGAGAAAUACGCGUCAUAUACUCCCCGUUAUGAUGGACUGUUUUGCCCUUCCACAUGUUGAACACUUUACAAAGCUCAAAGCGCUAAAAUUACGAGCCCGUGAAUUUGUUUGGCUUCCUAACUGGCCAGAAACGCCUUCGUUGAGGUUGGAAACCUUAGAAUUGUGUGAUUGUCGUUGGAUCUGGCCAUUUCGAGUUUCGCAAUUUAAUUAUUACAAGACUUUGAAAAACUUAUAUUUGAGGUAUAACGUCAGCUCUUCGUUUAUACGUUCAGCAAAUUUCAGAGAGCUUUUAGAAUUCAAGGGCGAAAAUUUGAAGAGCGUUACUUCAUUUCGGGUACAUUAUUACGUUGCUUUGAAAAGAAACGUUGAGUAUGUGCUUGAAGACAGAUUUCAAAUGGCAAAAUGGCCAGAGUUGCAAGAGUCGGUUAUAAAACAUUUCUUAAAUCCUGAAAACUUGCCUAAUUUAAGAACAUUAGACUUGAGUGGAUGGAACCUAAUACUAGAUAGAGGAUCCUAUGAUUGGAUAAUAAACCAAUUGAAAAACAGUGAUCAUUUGCAAACAUUCAAAUUGAAUAUUUCCAAUAAAGCCUCGCCGCUUGAAGACACGUGUGCACAUCAAGUGGAUGUUUAUAAGGCUCAAGAGAAAUUUAGAAAUGCCAUUCCGGGAAAAUCGAUUUUUAUUGAUGGCUUAAGGAGCAAGACCACAACCGGCUAUCUUACUAACCGUUUGAACGAGUGGCAGCGAUUCUCUUUGUUACAACGCGAUUAUUUAUAG
Molecule: messenger RNA, 1281 nt
Organism: Lodderomyces oxycetoniae
Lineage: Eukaryota; Fungi; Ascomycota; Pichiomycetes; Serinales; Debaryomycetaceae
Exons: 1
Coding region: 1-1281 (426 amino acids)
Molecular function (GO): protein binding
Source: RefSeq, a predicted model, not a curated record